This is a messenger RNA of Pollicipes pollicipes, 1696 nucleotides long. Its product is annotated as target of rapamycin complex 2 subunit MAPKAP1-like. Gene Ontology annotation, cellular component: TORC2 complex; plasma membrane; cytoplasm. Gene Ontology annotation, molecular function: phosphatidylinositol-4,5-bisphosphate binding. NCBI's taxonomy places the organism in Eukaryota, Metazoa, Arthropoda, Thecostraca, Pollicipedomorpha, Pollicipedidae. Bases 45 to 1607 code for a protein of 520 amino acids. The record is from RefSeq and is a predicted model, not a curated record. Gene Ontology annotation, biological process: TORC2 signaling. The transcript is spliced from 11 exons.
CGCCACAUUCACUGACACUUUUUCCAUAAAGUAAACAAUUUUGUAUGCUGAAAAAACUAUGGUGUUGUAGCCGGGUUUUGGCCGAAAGCAGGAACUCUUGGAGAAAAGUCAACAUGGCCUUUUUUGAUGAUGCUGAAUGGCUGCAAUCACAUAUUGUGAAUUCUUUCAUCACCUCUGAUGAUACAGGUGUGUGCGAGCUCGUCAUGACGGUCGAGUCGGCCGAGUCGCUGGCCGCCGGUGACGCGGCCGAGCGGGACACCUACUUCGAACCGCACUCGCCUGAGAUCGUCAUGGACAUGGACAUCGGCGGCCACCGGCGCCGCUCCAACACCUCCCAGCGUCUGGACAAGCUCAAGAAAGAGAGAAAGAACGCGGCCCGCGUUAAAAACGUCAUCUGGCAGCCCAACCCGGAUCCGCUGCCCGACGCGGACCGGAACUUUUUGUUUGAAAAGAAGCCGAUCGUCCGCCACGCGGGUCCAAAGCCGUCGCUGCUGACAGAGCAUCUCAACAUGCUGGACUUGAGCGACAACCCCUACACGGAAUACUCCAAGUUUGACGGCAGGGCUCACGCGGGCGUGCCGACCCGGCGCAUCAACAUCUUCCUGACGAUGGCGCCCGCUGAGGAGCUGGCAUUCCCCAUGUCCGUGACGGUGGUGGCUAGCGCCCGCGUCUCCGACGUCAUCGGCCUCAUCUGCUGGCAGUACACCAACGAGGAUCGCGAGCCGCCGCUCAGGGGAUCCCCGGAGAUGUACAGCUUGCACAUAGCCGAGGACGACGGCGAGGUCGACUGGGACUUCCCGCCGCUGGACGACCGCGAGACGGUGGCCAAGUUCGGCUUCAACGUGCUGGCGCUGGUGGAGACGGAGCAGACGGAGGUGACCGUGAGCCUGGACGGACCGGACGGGAAGGACCAGGUGACGCUCUCGCUGAAGAAGCGGAACGCCACGGUGGCGGAGAUGCUGAACGCCGUGUUGGCGCAACGGCCGGACGUGGCCCGCGAGACAGGCGUGGAGCUGGCGCUGGAGAGGGCGGACGUCAGCACGGCCGCCUCCCCGCUCAGCGCGGACACUCGGCUCUCUCAGCUCGCCUGUCAGCACUUCAACCUCGUCAAAACAGCGCCUGGCAGGAAGCACAAGGACGCAGCCGUGGUGGAGGAGCCCAACUUCAGCGGCCAGAUGUCGGCCAUGGAGGCCACCGUGUACCAGUCGUUCAAGGUCAACAUGCUCUCCAACCUGGUCAUCAAGGCGCCAAUACAGCUCGGUAUUUCGGGUGACCGGGUGGAGAUUGACCCCGUCCAGGUCAGGUCAACCCUGAACGUGUCCAAGUUCCUGAGCAAGCCGCGGGCGGUCACUUACCAGAUCGACAGCAUCAUGGAGUGCCGACUGUGGGAAGUCAAGUACGGAGGGCGGGCCAUAGUACGGCUCACGUACCUGCUGCCAUCUGACGGCGGCUACAGGCACCACGACCUGGAGGCGGACCUGGGCACGGCCAAGGACAUCGUGCGCAAGCUCGAGUACAUCCUGGAGUUCCGCUCCGGCAUGAGCCGCAAGACUUACCUUCAGCAGAAGGAGAAGCGCAGCCUGCUCGCCUCGCUGGCGGCCAAGUAGCUGGCGCGAGCACGGGGGGUGCGCGGCCGAGUCGGAGGUGGUGACUGGCUGGGGCGGGGUCGGUUACCAGAACGCUGUGAUACUACUGA